Messenger RNA from Fragaria vesca subsp. vesca, 3232 nucleotides. Its product is annotated as serine/threonine-protein kinase TOUSLED-like. Gene Ontology annotation, biological process: intracellular signal transduction; chromosome segregation; peptidyl-serine phosphorylation. The record is from RefSeq and is a predicted model, not a curated record. Bases 46 to 2082 code for a protein of 678 amino acids. NCBI's taxonomy places the organism in Eukaryota, Viridiplantae, Streptophyta, Magnoliopsida, Rosales, Rosaceae. The transcript is spliced from 18 exons. Gene Ontology annotation, cellular component: nucleus. Gene Ontology annotation, molecular function: ATP binding; protein serine/threonine kinase activity.
AAUUUCAAAACCCUAAUGAUCUGAAAGAAUCGCGAAGGAGUGACAAUGUCGGAUGACAUGCUCAUCCAUUUCUCCUCCAACUCGUCCAACCAGUCGGACCAGUCUCUCCCCACCAAGAUUGCCAAGCUCGAAGCUCGCAUGGUCGGCAAGGCCUCCUCUGCUCCUCCUCCUCCUCCUGCUCAGUCUUCUUGGCCUUCACUCUCCUCUGCCCCUAAAUUCGUCUCGGCCGACUUGGACUCCGCCGAGCCUUCUACUUCCAGCGAUUCCGAUGAUGAUAAUGGAGGGGAGUUUUUGAUACAAGCUAAUACUCAGAAGCGCCAGAAACUUCAAGAAGAUGGUACAUCAACAACUGUCUUUGACCAUGUUGAGGCACUAGCUGAUGUGAGGCAAUUGGUUGUGGAUUCCAAAGUUACUUCUGAUGUAAAUCGAAAAAAGCAUGGUCGUGGUAGGGCCAAUUCUGUCUCAGGUCGAGGUCGCGGUUCAAGAGUUCAGGAUCAGACAAGAUUAUUAAUUUCUCCUUCAACAGUUUCAUCCCCAAAUGGGGAGCUUGAGAACUCAUACAAGAGGGAUAGCAGGUCUAAAGAUCAGCUUCGAAAUGACACUAGCUCUUCUUUAUAUGAGGACGUAGCAACUUUACGUGCAACAGUUGCUUCACUAGAGGAGGACCUUCGUAAAUCACGACAAGAGGCCUCUGAUCAUCAGAAUCUUUUUCUCCAAUUAGACAAGGAAUUAAAAGAACUAAAAGAUAAUGAACAGAAAAUGAAGCCUAAGAGAACUAAAGUAAUCUCCGAUUUGCUGAUAUCUGUUUCAAAAGCAGAGAGGCAGGAAGCAAGGUUGAAAGUACGACAGGACUCCUUGAGGCUUGGUAAUGUGGGUGUAAUCAGAGCUGGAACUGUAAUAUCAGAGACAUGGGAAGAUGGGCAAGCUUUAAAAGAUGUCAAUGCUCAUCUUAAACAAUUAUUAGAAACUAAGGAGGCUGUUGAGAGGCAGAGAAAGUCAUUGAAAAAAAGGCAAACUGAUAAGAGCGACGCAGUUGAUGCUGAAACUGGAGUACAAGAAGAAUCUCUAAUCCAGGAUGAGAUCUAUAAAUCCCGUCUAGCUAGCAUCAAACGAGAGGAGGAAGUUCUACUUCGUGAAAGGGACCGCUAUGAACUGGAAAAGGGAAGGCUUAUCCGUGAAAUGAAACGCAUACGUGAUGAGGAUGGUUCCCGUUUUAACAAUUUUCAGAUCCUCAACCACAGAUAUGCUCUCUUAAAUCUUCUUGGCAAAGGAGGCUUUAGUGAAGUUUACAAGGCAUUUGACUUGGUAGAGCACAGAUAUGUUGCUUGUAAACUUCAUGGAUUAAAUGCUCAGUGGAGUGAAGAGAAGAAGCAGAGUUACAUAAGGCAUGCAAUUCGGGAAUACAAUAUUCACAAAACCUUGGUGCAUCAUCACAUUGUCCGGCUUUGGGACAUUUUUGAGAUUGAUCAGAAUACAUUUUGCACCAUCUUAGAGUACUGUAGUGGGAAAGAUCUUGACGCUGUCCUUAAAGCAACACCCGUAUUGCCUGAGAGGGAAGCUAGGAUCAUUAUCUUUCAGAUAUUUCAAGGUCUUAUUUACUUGAACAAAAGGACACAAAAGAUUAUACACUAUGAUUUGAAGCCUGGAAAUGUUCUGUUUGACGAACUUGGUAUUGCAAAGGUGACUGAUUUUGGUCUCAGCAAGAUUGUGGAAGAUGAUGUUGGAUCCCAGGGUAUGGAGCUUACAUCCCAAGGUGCUGGAACUUAUUGGUAUCUACCUCCUGAAUGCUUUGAGCUCAGCAGGACACCUCUUAUCUCAUCAAAGGUUGAUGUUUGGUCAGCUGGUAUUCUGUUAUACCAAAUGUUGUUUGGCAGACGUCCUUUUGGGCACGACCAGACUCAGGAACGAAUACUGCGGGAAGACACAAUUAUCAAAGCACGAAAAGUUGAGUUUCCUUCCAGACCAUCCAUCUCAAAUGAGGCGAAGGAAUUCAUCCGGCGUUGUCUAACAUAUAAUCAAGCUGAGAGGCCAGAUGUAUUGGCAAUCGCUCAAGAUCCCUUUCUGACAUACUCAAAGAAGUAAAGACGAACCAAGAGUCGGGUGCAAGAUAAUUUUGUUUGUUUUCCUGCAAACACCCACCAGAAAUCUGUACAGCUUGUAAAUGUUUUUGCUUAUUGUAACUUCGGCACGUCUCACCUCUUGAAAUAGGCUGGUUUGAGGGUCUUGGUUUUGUGACCCCAUUUCUGGGAGAGGUCGUAGGACUCGUAGGUGUAGUUAGAAAAGGAACUUCAUAUUUUGUGUAAUCUUUCCCAGCCCAACCGUGCUCUAAUUUCUUUUGUUGAUCAUAUGUUGGGACUGUUGUCUUUUGUUUUGGUAUAACAUAGUGAAAGGAAUAUGAAAGGCUUUCCCACUUUAGCUACUUCUUCAAGUCAGAAAGUGUGUGACAUAGGUGUGGGAGGUGGAGGUUCUAUAUUCAUGUGAAUACGAGGCCAUAGGUGUGGGAGUUGAAGACAAUCAUGCCCCUGCUUCUUUCACCCGUUCAUGGAGAUAUGAUGUGUUUCUGAGUUUUCGAGGUGAGGAUAGCCGCUGGAAUUUUACAGACCAUUUGAACAGCAACUUGUGUCACAAGGGGAAUUAAAACCUUCAUAGAUGAUGAGCUUAGAAGAAGAGAAGAAAUAUCUCAAAGCAAUCGAAGAGUCGAUGAUUUCUGUUAUUGUAUUCUCUGAGAACUAUGCAUCCUCAAAGUGGUGUUUGGAUGAACUUGUCAAAAUCCUCCAAUGUAAAGAAUCAAGGCAACCCUUCGGAUGUACGAAACCAAACCGGUAGUUGCUUUGAUUGGCUCUCCUCUGUGCUGCUUUUGAAAUUAAGCAUCACAAUUCUGCUGGAACCAAGUUGGUUGCCACCUUAUAUGUCCCGAGUUACUUUUGCUCAUAUCAGAACUAGUUCAGGCUUCACCAAAAGGUUUGGGGAUGUUGUUUCAGUCCCGGUUUACGAUUGUUCAUUGAACUUGAAAAGCUGCGGAGUAGACCUAGUAAUGCCACAAGACAAAGAUGUCUUUGCAUCUAAGGAGGCAAUGGUCUAUGGAGAUACCAACAGAAGGAUUAGUGAAGAUGAUGAAGGCGAUGAAGAGUUGGAAGAUGACCUCUUGAGUUCUGAAGAUGAUCAAGAUUUGGAACAGGACUAUUUAUUCUCUGAAGAUAACUGCUACCUGAAUAUGAUGAAGAGCAAUGGC